Molecule: messenger RNA, 561 nt
Organism: Puccinia triticina
Lineage: Eukaryota; Fungi; Basidiomycota; Pucciniomycetes; Pucciniales; Pucciniaceae
Exons: 5
Coding region: 1-561 (186 amino acids)
Biological process (GO): intracellular protein transport; vesicle-mediated transport
Cellular component (GO): cytoplasm; Golgi apparatus
Molecular function (GO): GTPase activity; GTP binding
Source: RefSeq, a predicted model, not a curated record
AUGGGCAUCGCCUUUUCAUCGAUAUUCGGAAGGAUCUCGUCCCUUUUCUCUCGACAGUCUGAAGUUCGGAUUCUUAUGCUGGGUCUUGAUUCGGCUGGAAAGACAACAAUUCUUUAUCGGAUCCAAAUUGGCGAAGUAGUCUCAACAAUACCAACGAUCGGAUUCAACGUCGAGACGGUGCAAUACAAGAAUAUUAAAUUUCAAGUGUGGGAUUUGGGAGGACAGACAUCAAUCAGACCAUACUGGAGGUGUUACUACGCAAACACUCAGGCGGUGAUCUAUGUGGUGGACUCCAACGAUAGGGAUCGGCUUCCGAUUGCAAAGGCAGAGUUACUGGCAAUGUUGAGCGAGGAUGAACUGAAAGACGCUCGGUUAUUGGUAUUUGCAAAUAAACAGGAUCAACCAAAUGCCUUAACCCCGGCAGAGGUUUCAGAGGGACUGGGGUUGGACACCCUGAAAAAUCGCCAGUGGAGUAUUUUCAAAGCAUGUGCGAUCAAAGGGGAAGGUUUGGAAGAAGGACUUGAUUGGUUGGUCACGGCGCUCCAGAACGAAACGUCAUGA